Molecule: messenger RNA, 1684 nt
Organism: Stegodyphus dumicola
Lineage: Eukaryota; Metazoa; Arthropoda; Arachnida; Araneae; Eresidae
Product: alcohol dehydrogenase class-3 chain L-like
Biological process (GO): formaldehyde catabolic process
Cellular component (GO): cytosol
Molecular function (GO): S-(hydroxymethyl)glutathione dehydrogenase [NAD(P)+] activity; alcohol dehydrogenase (NAD+) activity; zinc ion binding
Source: RefSeq, a predicted model, not a curated record
CUUCACGUGCUCUUAAAAUCAAGAUGUAGAUUGCGGGCAUCCCUAAAACUUGAAAAGUUGAAGGGUUUUUCUCCCGGAGCAAAACCUUGUAUAUUUAAUUGUGGAGACUUUCUAGUUUGGAUCAAGUCUUUUUUGAUUUCAAGGUGAAGCAUAGAAGAGGCUUCUGCAAGUUUAUUUGCACGUUCACAGAAUUAGAGAAUAGCUAAGCCAUCUGGUGACUGUGGAGAGGAGCAAGACCGCGUCGACCAAUUUAGGCAGUGAUGAACAACUGAGAAAGCACGAUGGCAACAGCUGGCAAGCCUAUUAAAUGCCGUGCUGCUAUAGCUUGGGGAGUAAAUAAGCCAUACACCAUAGAAACUGUUGAAGUGGCGGUUCCAAAAAAAGGCGAAGUAAGAGUGAAGAUGGGAUCGACUGGUAUAUGCCAUUCGGACUUACAUAAUUUAGAAGGAAUCGAUGAGAAAUACCCUUUUCCGAGUGUCUUCGGUCAUGAGGGCGCUGGUGUAAUCGAAAGUGUAGGAGAAGGUGUCACGGACCUUCAGCCAGGAGAUGUCGUCGUUCUGACUUUCGAAAGCCAUUGCGGAGACUGCAAAUAUUGCAAGGAUUCUAAGACUAAUUUAUGUCUGAGGACACCAAGAAAUCAUCUCCAAAUGGAUGGGACAUCUCGUAUUACUUACAAUGGCAAAGUCCUUAGUCAAAUGAAUAGCAUCAGUACUAACUCUGAGUAUACUGUCACCUCGCAGUUUAAUGUUGCCAAGGUAAAUCCAAGAGCAGAUCCUCAUAGUCUUUGUUUAGCCGGAUGCUGCAUCCCAACUGGCUAUGGUGCGGCAAUGAAUGCAGGUCAAGUAUCACCUGGGUCCACCUGCGCAGUCUGGGGUUUGGGAGGAGUUGGAAUGUGUGUUGUCAUGGGAUGCAGGGACAGCAAAGCUGCAAAAAUUAUAGGCAUAGAUACAAAUCCCCAAAAGUUUGCCUUGGCUAAGGAUUUGGGCUGUACCGAUGUCUUAAACCCAAAUGAUGUACCAGAUGUACCAAAGAAACUGGCGGAAAUGACAGAUGGCGGUGUGGAUUUCUGUUUUGUAUCCGUUGGCAUCAUUUCUGUUAUGGAAGAAGCUUUUAAAUCCAGUCAUCCUAACUGGGGAAAAACGGUGAUCAUUGGCUUGUCUAAUAUUGGGGAAACAAUAAGAGCUGGCGUCUGGGAGCUCAUUUAUGGCAGAAAACUUGUUGGAACAUCAUAUGGAUCCUACAAAGCAAAAUUGGCUGUUCCUAAAUUGGUAGAGAAAGUCCUCAGCGGGGAUAUACCUCUGAAUAAACUGAUUACACAUCGUUUGCCUUUGGAUCGCAUUAAUGAUGGAUAUGAAAUGCUAAAAACUGGAGAAUCGUUAAGGGCCAUUGUGGAUUUUGACCUCAAAGCCUAAAAGACUUUCCUGUAUAAAAGUCUUUUAAAUGAAAUUGGAAAUAAGGAUAAAUUACUGUUAUUAUUCUCUGUCUACCACGUUAUUUCAUUGUUUUCAUUAGUCAAAAUAUCAUAAUGUACUUGAAAAAAAAAAUCGAUUAUAUAAAAGUACAAAUAAAUCAUUUGAAAUUUGUACAAAUGUAAUCAUUUUAUUAAAGAUAAAAUUAUUUCACUUUUUUUAUUAAAGUAGAAUAUUUUUUUCAUAUUAGUACAAUAAAUUCUUUCUAAUAUUAA